Molecule: messenger RNA, 1610 nt
Organism: Magnolia sinica
Lineage: Eukaryota; Viridiplantae; Streptophyta; Magnoliopsida; Magnoliales; Magnoliaceae
Product: alcohol dehydrogenase-like 7
Exons: 10
Coding region: 99-1241 (380 amino acids)
Biological process (GO): formaldehyde catabolic process
Cellular component (GO): cytosol
Molecular function (GO): S-(hydroxymethyl)glutathione dehydrogenase [NAD(P)+] activity; zinc ion binding
Source: RefSeq, a predicted model, not a curated record
UUCCGUUUUCCUGCUACUCAUCUUCAUCGGCGUAUACUUUCAUUCUUCUUAUCUCAUCAUCUCUUUACCUUUCCAGAUACUUCCAUUACUCUCAUCUCAUGGAGAAAGGUCCACACAUAGGCAAAGCCAUCCGAUGCAAAGCUGCAGUUGGUAGAAAUGCAGGAGAGCCCCUAAAAAUAGAGGAGGUUGAAGUGGCUCCGCCAAAGGCUUUUGAAGUCCGUAUAAAAAUCAUCUGCACGUCUUUGUGCCACAGCGACCUAACGUUUUGGCAAAUGAAAGUUGGUGUAUUUCCAAGAAUUUUCGGACACGAGGCGGUCGGAAUUGUAGAGAGUGUGGGGGAGAAUGUAGAGGAGGUGAAGGAAGGCGACUUCGUGAUUCCGACAUUCUUACCAAAUUGCCAAGAAUGUGUAGAUUGCAAGUCUGGAGAGAGCAACAUGUGCUCGAAAUUUCCUUUCAAGGUCGAACCGGGUAUGAGAGAUGGGACCAGCCGUUUCAAAGACUCUAAUGGAGAGGUUAUACACAAUUUCAUCAAUGUAUCAAGCUUUAGCGAAUACACAGUGGUGGACAUUAUUCAGGUAGUGAGGAUCGACCCUGUGAUCCCUCCCGAGAAGGCAUGCUUGCUCAGCUGUGGAGUGUCCACAGGGAUAGGGGCUACUUGGAAGGUGGCCGCAGUGGCAGCGGGGUCCACCGUAGCCAUCUUUGGGUUAGGAGCCGUUGGACUUGCUGUAGCUGAAGGAGCAAGACUCCGUGGAGCUUCUAAAAUCAUUGGUGUGGAUUUGAAUCCGGAGAAGUUUGAAAUUGGAAAGAAAUUGGGGCUAACCGACUUCAUUAACCCGGCCGACUGUGGCGGUAAACCUAUCAAUGAGAUCAUUAAGGAAAAGACGAAUGGUGGCGCUGACUAUUGCUUCGAGUGCAUUGGGUUAGCAUCGGUGAUGAACGAUGCAUUCACCAGCUGCCGAACCGGUUGGGGAAAAACCAUUAUCUUAGGCGUGGAAAUGCAUGGCUCGCCGUUAUGCAUCAGCUCGGCCGAGAUUCUAGGUGGCAAAUGCAUCAUGGGCUCGUUGUUUGGAGGAAUCAAAGCCAAGUCUGAUAUUCCACUCCUUGUGAAACGGUAUAUGGACAAGGAGAUUCAUUUGGACGAGUUCAUAACGCACGAGAUGGGGUUCUUGGAUAUAAACAAAGCUUUUGAUUUGCUCGUUGAAGGGAAAUGCCUUCGUUGCAUCAUCUGGAUGGACCGAUGAGUGGGCCACACCUAAUAUGAGUGUUAGUGCCAAUGUGUCAUCUUUGUAUGACAUCCAACCUGUCAUAAGGUCUUUUCAACCAUAAAGAUCGCUAAAUACCCACUCAUCAGGUGGGCCACACGUAUACUUUUGAUCAUAUUGACGGCUGUCAAUUGUUUAUAAUAGUCUGGCCCACAUGAUAAGUGGAUCAACAUGAAUUUUGCACCAGGUGAUCUUGAUGAUGGGGCCCACCUUUUGAACGUGUUGGAUAUCAUACAUACGGGAUAGGUUGGCACUAAUAUGCUAGUGGGACAGUAAUUUAUAAUUCCACAGUAAUAAGUUAUGUUUCUUCCAAACUAAGCAUUACAAUAAUUGACAAGGUUCUCCGAU